UUUUUUGUGUUGCGCGCUCUUGCACUUCAAAGGAAACCUUCUUCGCUUCAUCAACAAUAAUUUGAAAUUCCAGAAGAAGCACCGAAGUCUGCAGAGUGGAAAAGAUGAGUUAUUUCAACAACAACAGCAAUAACUUUGACAGUCUCCUCCUGCAAACCAUGAUGGGGAGAUUACAACUCCGAUCUCCUUACCUCAACACUAAUUCUCAUCUCUCCCAAAGCUUGGAAGAUUUCCUGAUUGAUACCGGUGACAUCCCCGAAGACGACGACGCCGACGCCGACAGAACUCCACUUGCCAGAGAAGAAUCGAAACUGGAGAAGGAGAUCAUUCGUGUCAUCCUUAGCGGUAAUACCGAAUCUCUGAAACCUAAUUCCGGACAAUCCGUCGCGAUCGGCGAACACCAUAUUUGCAUUGGGUUUCAUGAAGAGAAGGAUUCCGAUUACCGCGUUUGGGAGUGGCAUGGUCAUCUUAUGUUUUUUGAUGAGGAGAAUGGGUAUUCUCCGGAAUAUAUCUAUGGGAAUUACUUUGAGAGAGCGCCAUCGAUGAAACCAACCGUGGACGCUGAGAAGGAUGCGGAGAAGGAGGACCGUGGAGGAAGCUUGGGGCUGAGGGAGUUGAUUGACGGUGGGGAUUCAAUCGGUGGUCGGAUUCUUCAUCGGAACAUGAAUUCCGGUUCACGUAAGUGAGGAUUUAGUUCUGAGAAGCCAAAA
Molecule: messenger RNA, 710 nt
Organism: Telopea speciosissima
Lineage: Eukaryota; Viridiplantae; Streptophyta; Magnoliopsida; Proteales; Proteaceae
Exons: 2
Coding region: 105-686 (193 amino acids)
Source: RefSeq, a predicted model, not a curated record